AUGGCGCAUUUUGGUGGAUCUAUCUGCGAUGAAGGUCCAGAGUCGUUUGAAGCUGCAGGCGAGCAUGCUCUUCUGCUGCCUGGGGAUAGUCCUUGUGAUACUGAUGACGCGAUUGAAGCCACCCCCGGACAUUCUGGUGACUUCAAUGUCGCUUGCCUUCGCCCCGUCCCAGAGUGUAAGAACGAACUCUGCAACCCGAUGGCGAAACGUAUCAAAUGCUUCAUGAUCGUAUACCAGUGUGGAGGAGUCCGACACUGUAUCAGGUUGAUCAAACUCAUCAUCGUCCUCUGGCUUAACUUCGUUUAG
This is a messenger RNA of Parastagonospora nodorum SN15, 306 nucleotides long. RefSeq lists its product as hypothetical. The transcript has a single exon. The record is from RefSeq and is a predicted model, not a curated record. Bases 1 to 306 code for a protein of 101 amino acids. Lineage: Eukaryota; Fungi; Ascomycota; Dothideomycetes; Pleosporales; Phaeosphaeriaceae.